AUGUCUGAAACUCAAUUGCAAGCACCACUGCUAACGACAAGUCAGGAGCACUAUGUCAAAAAAUACCUCCUCACAGUCCUCAUCAACAACGAACUCGCCCUCCUCCAAAAGGAUCCCUACGAAACCCUGCCCAAUCUCGGAGGACCCUUCGAUCUCAAGGACGAACAUGCCGAUUCCACAACCCCUUUCCUCCGCUACCUCUUUGAAUCCAUUGUCGUCCCCUUUCCCUUUCUCACAAAUAGUCGAGGUGCCCUCUGGCCGAAACUGCAGCUGUUUAUGGACGAGUAUGCCAAGAUUGAGGCAGGAAACGGAGUUGAGCGGGAAGAGAUGUUGAGGAGGAAACGUCUUCAGAAUAAGGGCGAGAAGACACUGGUGCUUAUGUACAGUAUGGCGAUCAAGACCGUUGAGCAACGUGCACAAGAGAAGCGGGAUCUUACUGCAAGAAAGGAGCAGCUACUAGCUACCGAACAGAAAUUACAUCAACACCAACAGGAGGAGGAGGAGCAACAUGAACGCCACAGUAGUAGCUUGGAUCAGCUCCAUUUGGACCAACAACAAGAAAGGCAAGACACGCCUAGAUCCCGAUCAGUGUCGCCUGCAGUUUUCACGAGCACGAUCCAUGGAGUUCGUAUGAAUGUUGUUGGCGUGCGGACGGUCAAGGAAAAACGACAUGUCCGAGAACACGAGCAUGCCGAGUUCAUCAUUGCAAGUGCGUUCGCUGACGGACAGGAGUAUGUCGUCGCUCGACGCCACGGCCGAUUCAGAAGACUCUAUCACCACUUGAGGCAAAAGUUCCCGAACUUGAUGAUUCCAGUACCGCCAUCAAAGUACCCCGUCAAGUCUGGGUCCUCAGGCGUCAAGACGGCGCGGGAAAAGGAUAGGAUCAGCCUGCGAGGAUACCUUCAUAACAUUGCCAAGGUCAGCCAGGAAGUUGUUGACUCUGCUGCGUUCAUCAGUUUCCUCUCCAAGGACGCCUUUGCCCUGUCAGAGGAAGAAGCAAAAGAUGUUCAGAUACGAGUUUCGUUGGACGAGCACAGGAUGGAGCAACAGGCCAAGUUUGAUAGGGAGGUGGCCAAGAAGGUCGACGAGCUAGAUUCGCAAUUGAAGGAGGUCAAACUGGAUCUCUUGCAACCGGGUGGUGUCUCGCGACUCUUUAGUGCCUUCAAGCACAUUGACAACGUCGACGACCUCCCGCCCCUGUACCAGUCGGUCUUUGAGUGGGGUUGCAUGUCCUUUGCGUCUACCCUGUACCAUGUCUUGACAUCCUCGGACGACGCAACCCUCAACCUUACACAGCUCAAGCGCACUCAUUUCUUGAUACCUUACAGGACCAUGUGGGGCAUCCUAAAGAUCUCGAACCCUAUGGCGAUGAUGAAGGGCAUUAUGGACCUCUUCCUUGCCCAGCCCUUUGGCAGUCGCAGUCUCAUGCAGCGAAUCCUCUCGGGCAACAUGCAAGAGGAGGUAUCAGAGUAUAAGAAAGAGAUUGCCGAGGUCGAGGCUGCUAUCGGUGACCCCGCCCUCUGUGAAAAGAUCCGCAACUAUGUCUUUGCCCCCCGUGCCGUUAUCAGCAAGAUCUUUCCCGACGAUGAACCGUAUGAUAUUGCGGAGCUGAGUUUGGUGAUGGAUGUCCUUCGGUCGGAAGAGAUCCUGCCCGUGUUGCAGCCCUUGCAGAUUAAGCGGGUCUGGGAUGCUCAGCAGGUUCUGGAACAGGAAAGGCUUGAAAAGGAGCAACUCAAGGCAUGCAACAGCCAAAAUACUAGCAACAGUGAUGCGAGCGACAGCAGUGACUGGUCAAGCGAGAGCAACUCUUCUCGCAGCAGCCUCAACCUGGAUAGUAGUGCCGACGAAAAGUGCAAGUACUUGGACGUGCCACAUACCCAACAGUACCACAGCCACCACCAGCACCACGACCAACAACAGCAAGAGCUCCAGCUUCAGGAUUCCGAGUCCAACUUGAUCCGCCAGCUCCAGCAACUGUUGGUGGUCAACCUUCGGAUCCGCGAGAAGGAGCGACUCAUGGAACUGAUCUUCCAGGGUAUCACGGGUGAGAUCCUGAAGGAGAUCAUAUCAAUCUUUUACGAGCCCCUCGUCAAGGUAUACAAGUCUGCGAACGUUGCCGACAGUCUGAUGGACGUCAAGUACUUUGUUGACGAGCUGAUCAAGGUUGUCGAGCAGGCCGAGAAUGACAAUGGCCAAGGAGGAACAAGCGGAAAGCCGACGGCCGCCACACUCUACCUAAACCUCGCCCGGAAACACCUCCCAAGCUUCUACAAGUUUGUCCACGCGGUCCACAAACAAGAUGACGGGAUCUUCCACGACCUGUUGGAAUGGAUCGAGAGCAUCAUCACGUUCAUGCGCACAGGGUUCGGUCACCCACGGGUGAACUACAAGACCGGCGAGGAACUGCGAGUCGGGAUUGACCUGGACGACUUCGUCAAGAAGACCAUUGACCCUGUACAGUGGGAGCAGAUCCAGAAGGAGGCUGAGGCCUUGAGGGUGUAUUUUGCAGAAGUCAAGGACCGCAAACGGGAGGAGGUCCGACAGAUGGCUGGACUUGAUCGCGCCAGUAAUAGUGCUGGUGAAGGAGAUGAUAAGGAGAACGAGAGGGUUGUGAACGAGUUGAGGGGGUUGGGGAUGCAGCAGGAGGAUGUGGACGAAUUGGAGAUGAUCAAUUGGGAGGCGUCCAAGGUGAAGACUGGUGAUAGUAAUGAUAACCAGGAGGAUGAAGAUGGAGAAUUUGGGUUGAAGGUGCCCCAGGUGCCGACGAUUGAUACGUUGAAGGGUCCGUUUGUGAACCUCAUGAACGAUGUCCUCUUCCGUACCGCUAGAGAAUAA
Molecule: messenger RNA, 2835 nt
Organism: Linnemannia hyalina
Lineage: Eukaryota; Fungi; Mortierellomycota; Mortierellomycetes; Mortierellales; Mortierellaceae
Source: the annotation of a GenBank genome assembly